AUGCAAGCUGUUAGCAAAGAAAAAGAGGCGUUUAGACAGAGAGCCGAAAAAGCUGAGAAAGAGGCUCAAAAAGUUGGCGAGAUUGAUAAGUGGCGAGCGGCCGUCGAAGCCGAAAAGACAAAAGCGAUCGCAGCGGAGAAAGCUUACUCGGAAUGCCACCAGCGGUUACAGUCCUUGGAGAAACAGUACCAAUCGCAGCAGCAGCAAUUGCAGCAGCUUCAAGCUCGCGGACCGUCCGACGUGCGCGAAGUACAAAAGCAGCUUGAAGCGGCGCAAGCGGAGGCGCGCUCGCUCGCAGUGGAGCGAGAGCGUUGCCAGUCACAGUUGGAGAUGCUCGUUCAAGAAUUGGAAAAGAGCCAGCUCGAUCUCCGCGAGGCGAACAAGAAAUUACAAACGGUUGGCGCUCAGAACGCCAAAGCUGGGGAAGAUUCAGCGCAAGCUAGAAAGCAACUACAAGAAGAAAUUAAGAAGCUGGAGGAUAUGAAGAAGCAGUUUGACGAUCAGAGAAGAGCGUUCGAGAAUAAGAGGAAAGACGUGGAGGAGAAGGAGAAAUCGCUGACAGAACUGGAUCGACAGUUGAGGAAGAGGAAAGAACAAAUGGACCAAAUGGAAGCAUCUUUGAGGAAGGCGGGCGGUAGCGCUGCUGCUGUGAGCGAGAUGAACCGCAAGUUGACGGACACGCAGAAAGAAGCGGACCAGCUGAAGCAACAACUCAAGCAGAGCGAGGAGGAGUCGAAACGGCUCACCGCGGAAACGGAACGGCUGCUGCAACUGGUCCAAAUGUCGCAGGAGGAACAGGCGCAGAAAGAGAAGCAGAUCAUGGACUUGCAGCAAUCAAUUAGGAAUCUUCAAGCCAAACUGAAGAGCCAGCAACAAGCACAAGCACAAAGAGAAGAGUAUUUGUCGCGAGCGAAACAAAACGAGCUAUCGGCAAUCGGAAACCUAACAAAUGUUUUAAAGGAGAGAGACUAUUUCAAAUCCAAAUUGGAGAAUAGCAGGAUGAAAAUAAUCGAUUUAGAGAUAGAACUGAACGAAUCGUCUCUGAUUCUUUCCGAGGUUCUAAAAAUUUCCGACGGACAGUUGAGUGACAUUAAGAAAAGCAGAAGCUUUUUUGAGCUGCAGAAGAGUGGUAAGCUAUUAGCGGUCGUGCGAAGUAAAGACGAGAGAAUUAAUGAGCUAGAGAAACUGAUUAAUAAAAAAGCUGUAACCGUUUCCUCGGAUUAUAAAGAAAGUAGAAUAUUAGAACUAGAAAACGCACUCAAGGAAUCGUUUAUGAUAGCAGCGGAGAGGGAAAAAGUAUUCGACGAAGAGGAACAGAAGAGGAUUGAGACAUUGCAGAAGAUGAAGAAAAUGGAACAACGUAUACGGUCUCUGCAGAAUGCUUCAGCGCUGAAUUGCAAAACGUGCACAACGGUGCUUAAGCGUUUGAAGCAGCUGGAGGAUGCUCUUCGGUGUUGCCAGACCAAAAAGGAAGCGAUACUGCGACAUUCAUCACGCGUGAUUCAAGACAUAUUGGAAGAGGCGAUCAGCGAGAAGGACUCCAAGAUAGCCGAGCUGGAGAUGAAGGGGGCGCUAGAAGAGAGCGAGGCAAAAGCUUGCGACGCGAUGAAGAGCGAGCGAGACAGAUUGCUGCACAGGCUUAAGAUCGAGAACGAGUGGAUAAUUGAGUCCCAGCGGGAAACGCCAGAGGAGCCGCGGAAGCAAGAGCCAGCUUCUAUACCAGUAGACCUCACGCUGGCCGACGGACUCAUCGCCGUCUGCGAAGACAAUGCCAUCGUCUGGGUAUCG
Iphiclides podalirius (scarce swallowtail) is the source of this 1788-nucleotide messenger RNA. Lineage: Eukaryota; Metazoa; Arthropoda; Insecta; Lepidoptera; Papilionidae. The record is from the annotation of a GenBank genome assembly.